Molecule: messenger RNA, 2112 nt
Organism: Darwinula stevensoni
Lineage: Eukaryota; Metazoa; Arthropoda; Ostracoda; Podocopida; Darwinulidae
Source: the annotation of a GenBank genome assembly
AUGCACUUACAGGUUCACGGAUCCGGGAAGGCGGCUCUUCAAAGGAAUAACUUGUGGGAAUUGGUGAUUGAAUUUGCGAAGAAACCGGAGAAUGAAUCGGCGAAGAACGAUGAGGUGACAAGGGACGAACUGAAAAACAGAAUACGCGAAAAACUAAACGAAGGCGAUGUGAAUUCCAGAGACGUCUACGGUCGCACGGCAUUGCACUGGGCGUGCCUCCUCGGAAUCGACGACAUCAUCGCUCUGUUACUCGAGGCCAACGCGGACACCAACUGCCAGGACAAGUGGAAGAACACUCCGCUCCAUUACGCCACAUUGUCUUGCUCCUCGGACGUCAUCCUCGGGCUGCUGAGGAAGGGGGCCAAGAUUUGGAUUCGCAACGAUGAGGGUCACCUCCCUCUGCAGGAGAUUUCCUCGGACACCCUGUUGGAGUACUUUGAUGACUGCAUACCGGACAGGUACGAUGCACAUGGAAACAAUUUGAAGGUCGAAUUGGACUUGACUUUCCUGCUGCCCCCUGAGGGGAAAGUGUCAAAGGAGGUGGAAGAAUCGAGAGGAAUGGAAACGACAGAUGUGGAAAAGUCGAAGGAGGGAAAGUCGGAGAAAAAUUCGCAGAUGUUUGCCGAGACGACUUGUCUCUGGUGGAUCGCCAAGAGCCCCCAGCAUCAAAUAGUCCUCAAACAUCCCGUCAUCACCACAUUUCUGUAUCUCAAGUGGAAGAGGAUCUCGGCCCUAUUCACUCUCCAUUGCUCUCUCUACAUACUUUACCUAGUGAUGUUAUACGUCUUUCUCCACGCUGGAGUGUUUCCAAGCAUGCAAGAAGCACGGAGAGCAAUGGUAGUCGUGGAAAAUGAGGAGCGCCUCACUCUCGAUGUUUUUAAUCGGGGGAUUCCACAGGAAUGUGAGCGUUCUACCUCUUCCACUAACGACAGUAUCACGCAACGAAUGUUCCCCAAUGGCAAAACGUACUUCCAGUAUUUACCAGAGACAUGGCAGAUGGCACGCUACACCUUGCUUUUCCUCAACUCUGUGAUUCUACUUCUCGAGUUCUACCAGUUUCUUUUCAGUCCCUUUUGGUACGUACUGAACGUGACAAACCUCCUGGAAGUGACCAUGGUAACAUUCGUGUAUGCGUUCCUCAUCGAAGACGACGUGGAUUUGGGUUGCCGGUACGGUGUGCUCGCCCUUUUCUUUUCCCUCUCUGAAGUGCACCGCAUAUGCAGUCAGCUUCCCAUCUUCUCCCUCUACGUCCACAUAUUUAUCACCAUUUCAUUCACCUUUAUCAAGCUGAUCGUCUUGUUUUGGUCCGUUUUGAUCAUCAUGUACUCCUCCAUCUUCAUGCUCCUCUUCUAUCCCGCGGAGGUCUUCUCCUCUUUCCAGAAGUCCCUGCUCAAGACCAUCGCGAUGCUCAUGGGGGAGUUCGGCUACGAGAAUAUCCCCUUUGGAGAGUUCGACGGAUUCAGCCACGUCGCAUUCUUGACGUUCAUCGUCUUCAUGACGAUCGUCCUCAUGAACCUGCUGACGGGUCUGGCAGUCGGCGAGACGCAAAACAUCAAGGAAAGCGCCAAGGCCCUACGCUACGCGUCUCAGGUGAAACUCAUAUUCUACAUGGAGUCCAUCUUUCUUCGGGACCAGGAAAACGUAUUCCGCUUGUUCAACCCUUGGGACUGCGUGAUCAAAGCUGGGGACCGCGUGAUCAACGCUUCGGACCGAGUGAAGAACUGGUUCCGGGGAUCCACGUCGACCCAGCGAUCCUAUUUCUCGUGUCCGUCUCUCUUCGAUGUCUACCUCUUCCGAUGCCUCUACACGCAUUUCAACUGCAUCCUCGACUACCUGGCCAAGAAAACGAUGUUGCUGCAGGCGAACGGGAAGCGGAAUCCCACCUUGACCCUCUCUCCCAGGAGGAACUUCAUCGAGCGAAAUCCGGCGGAUCCAACUUUAAAGGCUCUCAAUCUGAGCCACGAGGAGGCCGAGAAGUUAAAUUUAUUCAUGCGCGCAAAACGGAGCAGGAAAGCGAAACGGCCAACGAGUCUGGAAAGAAUCUUCAUUCAGCUAGAAGAAAUCUCUCGGCGCCUCGGCGACCUUCGAGAGGAAGAAUCCACCAAGAUGUAG